AUGGCGGGUGUUCUGUUCAAGACUGAAAGUCCCUUUGUAUCACAUACAGCCUGUUCUCACGCUACACGAGUGCUUUCAUUGAUGAACAGACAUCGCAGAGAAAAGGAGAAAUUAUGCGAUGUAAUUUUGAGGGUCUCCGGACGUGAUAUAGCCACACACAGAGCAGUUUUAGCGGCAUGUUCACCAUACUUCUUCGCGAUGUUUUCUGGCGAAUUGGUCGAGAGCCGCGCGAAAGUUGUCGUUAUGCAAGAUAUUCCAUCUGACAUAAUGGACAAUCUUGUGGAGUUUGCGUACACUGGUCGAAUUAACAUAACAGUUGAAAACGUCCAGGCGCUUUUAGCGACAAGCUCGCUCAUCCAAUUUCACGAGGUCGGCGAAUUGUGUUGUAAAUUUCUUGAAACGCAACUUGAUCCAUCCAAUUGUUUGGGUAUAAGGAAAUUUGUCGAAGCCCACGGCUGUACAAGCUUUCUUGAGUCUGUAGAUGGGUUUGUUUUACAAAAAUUUAAAGACGUAGUCAAGUCGGACGAGUAUUAUCUUUUACCGGGAGAAUUACUGAUAAAGGUCCUUUCCAGCGAUGAUUUAAAUGUGAAUUUUGAAGAAGAAGUUUAUGAAUCCGUUUUAAAGUGGGUCGGUUAUAAUGCGAGCGAGAGAUCAAAGUUACUUCCACAAAUAUUAGAGAAUGUUCGCCUCCCGCUUAUUUCUAAAGAAUACUUACUUUCGAAGAUUGACAACGAACCUUUAAUUCGUAUGAGUAUGUGCUGCAGGGAUCUACUCGACGAAGCAAAAAAUUUCCAUCUUGUACCGGAUCGCCGAGCUCUGAUGCGUAGCAAAAGAACAAAGCCACGAAAAUCUACGGUGGGUUGGUUAUUUGCUGUAGGUGGCAAAGAAGCAGGAGAAACUAUUGCAAAUAGUGUUGAAUGUUUUCAUAUGUAUUCAAAUAAAUGGCAACGUGCAUCUCCCCUUAAUUCUUGUCGUCAGCAACUUGGUGUUGGUGUGAUAAGUAAUUCACUGUAUGCAGUCGGGGGUUCUGAUGGAUACUCAAGGUUAAAUAGUGUCGAACGUUAUGAUAGAGAUUUGGAUAGGUGGGUUUACACAAAAUCAUUAAACACAUCUCGUUCGGGAGUUGGUGUGGGUACACUUGGGGAAGCAUUGUAUGCAUUAGGGGGUUAUGAUGGACGAACUUGUUUAAAGACUGUGGAAAGAUAUGAUCCUCAAGUGGAUUAUUGGAGUUCUGUUGGAUCAUUGAAUGUUACACGAAGUUUUCCAGGUGUAGCUGAAGUGGGUAACAGUUUGUUUGUUAUUGGUGGUAAUGAUGGUACAUCUUUUCUCAAUUCAUGUGAACGAUAUGAUCCACUUACAAAUAAAUGGUCGUAUGUUCCACCAAUGAGUAGGCCUAGAGCUGGCAUUGGUGCUGCUGUCGUUGAUGGUGGAUUUGAUGGCAUUGCAAGGCUGAGUUUGGUUGAGAUGUUUGAACCGCGUAUGAACAUGUGGCAGGAAGUGGCUCAUAUGAACUCAUGUCGUGACGGUGUUUCUAUGGUGAACUACGGAAGCCAACUUUAUGCUGUUGGUGGAAUUGAUGGACCGUCUUAUCUUAGUACUGUUGAGAUAUUUGAUCCAAAGACUAACUCAUGGGAGGAAGUAUUGCCAAUGGAAACAUGUCGAGCUGCGGCAGGAGUUGCAGUUUUACCUGAUGUAUAUAGUGUGUGA
Molecule: messenger RNA, 1707 nt
Organism: Xenia sp. Carnegie-2017
Lineage: Eukaryota; Metazoa; Cnidaria; Anthozoa; Malacalcyonacea; Xeniidae
Product: kelch-like protein 20
Exons: 4
Coding region: 1-1707 (568 amino acids)
Molecular function (GO): protein binding
Source: RefSeq, a predicted model, not a curated record